This is a messenger RNA of Frankliniella occidentalis (western flower thrips), 858 nucleotides long. RefSeq lists its product as uncharacterized. The coding region runs from base 1 to 843 and encodes 280 amino acids. The transcript has 5 exons. NCBI's taxonomy places the organism in Eukaryota, Metazoa, Arthropoda, Insecta, Thysanoptera, Thripidae. The record is from RefSeq and is a predicted model, not a curated record.
AUGACAUGCCCCCGUCCCGACCAGACAGAUGACCCCGAGGCGCCGCUAGCGUUGGCGGCGCGGGUGAGCUCCUUGGCCGCGGGGCCGCUGGCGCUCGCCGGCCACCUCCAAGUGCAGCCCACGGCGUGCGGGGUCGUCGCCGCGCUCUCCUGCGCCGAGGAUGCCGAGAGGCUCUUGACCGCGGACCUGUCCGGCCUCCUGGGCGAGCCGGUGCACGUCACGAGGCUGGUGGGCUGCAAGCGGACCGUGCUGCUGCCAGACGUGCCGAGAGCAAUCCCAGUUCGGGACAUCACGGCGGCCCUCCAAAAGCAGGGCAUCUCGGCGCUCUCUGUGGAGAGACACAGGCACCUCGUCCACGUGGAGCUCCAGGAUGUCGCCCAGUCCAACGCCCUCCUCAGGGAUGGCCUCGACUUCUUCGGCGCCGUCCGCUUCCGCGCCGUGAGCGAGCGCGCUGGCGCCGGGUACUGGUGGCGUCGCGACGCCGCUGUCACCGGGACGACGACGUCGCCGCCGACGCCGAGCCCCCGUGCCGGCGAGCACCCCGAGGGCGGUGGCAGGGGCGCGGUGGACGUGCUCCAGUGCUACCGUUGUCAGGGGUUCUGGCACGUGGCGGGGCACUGCCGGCACAUCCCCCGCUGCGUGCGCUGCGGGGAGCCCCACACCGUGGAGUUCUGCCCGCGGCCGCGGCACGACCCCAUCUGCUGCCACUGUGCGGGACCCCACCACGCGGCCUUUCGGGAGUGCCCGGUGCGUCGUCAGCUGCUCAACGCCAUCCCCAUCAGCAUCAGCAUGACCACCUCAGGACGCGGCAUUGACUCCGGCCGACUGGACGAUUCGUCGUGACCAGUUGUCAUACUG